UCUAUUCUAUAGCCUGUGGUUAAACUCUUUUUUUUCAAAGAGAAGCUUCAAGCUUGUUCAAUUUCUCUUUGUUAAUUUUAAGUAAUUUUGCUUAGUUAAAGUAUGAAAUUGUGAUAUUUAAUUAGUUAUUCGCUCAACUAAAGUUGUAGCAAUAAGUUACUGAAACCCAGUUACCUGAAGUAGGAAUCCUCAUUUAUUUCCGUCUGUGACAGAUCGAUUAGGCGUACUUGGCUAAAACUAAAAUUGUAGGUUAUACAGUUUAAUUUAUAGUGUUUUUUGCUCGUGUUCUCUCUCUAUUCUUUUAAAAAUGGAAAGCAUGGAUGUGGCGCAAGAGAGUACAUCGACUGCAACAACGCCUGCGACGGAAAAUGGACCAGAUAAGAAUGUGACUGCGGAGGAAAUGACCUCGCGGGACUAUUAUUUCGAUUCGUACGCUCACUUCGGUAUCCAUGAAGAGAUGCUAAAAGACGAGGUCCGGACCCUCACGUAUAGGAAUGCUAUGUACCACAAUAAGCAUCUAUUCAAGGGAAAAACUGUGUUAGACAUAGGAUGUGGAACUGGCAUCCUCUCCAUGUUCGCAGCCAAGGCAGGUGCAGCGAGGGUCAUAGCUGUAGAGUGCUCCAACAUAGUGGACUAUGCUCGCAAAAUCAUUGAGGCUAAUAGACUUAGUGAUGUCAUAGAAAUUGUUAAAGGGAAGGUGGAAGAAGUAGAACUGCCAGUAGAGAAGGUGGACAUAAUAAUAUCGGAGUGGAUGGGCUACUGCUUAUUCUAUGAAAGCAUGCUGGAUACAGUGCUGUAUGCACGCGACAAAUGGCUCCACCCAGAAGGCAUGCUGUUCCCCGAUAGGUGCACACUAUUCAUCUGCGGCAUUGAGGACCGUCAGUACAAGGAUGAGAAAAUCAACUGGUGGGAUGAUGUUUAUGGUUUUGACAUGUCCUCAAUCAGGAAGGUGGCCAUUUCAGAGCCCCUUGUUGAUGUGGUUGAUGCCAAACAGGUGGUGACAAACUCCUGUCUUCUGAAAGAAAUAGAUUUAUACACAGUCAAGAAGGAAGAUCUGAACUUCGAAGCGAAGUUUCAUCUUUCGGUUCGCCGCAACGACUUCAUCCAGGCUCUGGUGACCUUCUUCACGGUGGAGUUCACCAAGUCGCACAAGCGGCUGGGCUUCAGCACGGCUCCCGAGGCGCCGUACACGCACUGGAAGCAAACUGUCUUUUACUUCGACGAGUACAUGACUGUAAAGAAGGGCGAGGAGAUUAUGGGCACAUUCUCGAUGCGGCAGAACGCUCGCAACAACCGCGAUCUGGACUUCGAGCUUGAGAUAGCGUUCAAGGGGGAGCUGUGCCAGGUCCAGGAGAAGAACCACUACCGGAUGCGCUGAGACCUGGCCGCCCUGUACUGGACACUGGACGCUGUGACCCUAAACAAUAUGAUUGUGAAUACACUACUUUUUAUAGUUUUUAAUGUUAAGCAGUGGCGUGCAUACAAUGUAUGCAAUGGUAAUACAGGUAAAUGAUAUAAAAUGGGAAAAAAAUCUCCAGUACGAGUCAUAAAUACUUCAUUGUAGCCAUUAUAUGAGUUAUAAAAAGUACUACCGUACGGUGCUACAGUGUUUAUAACUCGUACUGAAGAUUUUUUUUUAUUUUAUACUACCCUGUACGCCACUAAUGUUAAGUACCGUCUUACCCGCAAGUGCGUUGCCUACGGCUCAUGCGUUAUACAACAGUCAACUCACAUUUGUUUCGCUAAGUUAUUGUUCUCUUUGGUUAUUGGUCUAAAUCGAGACCUUUCAUCGCCAUACAUCCAGUGUACAAUUUAUUCCGGAUACUUUAUUUUUCAACACAAUAUGAUUGUGGAGUUAAGCUGGCUUUUAUGAUAUAGGAUUUCUGCAGUCGUUGGUGAUCGAAGCUUAAACGGACUAACGCUAAAUUCUCUUUCAAACCAUCCAUACAUUUUUCGACUUUUAUCAAUGUUUCCUAACCAGCGCAAGGGUUUGGUCUAGGUUCGAUCUCUCGAUUUGCAGUUGAAAUUAAUCGAAUCCUUUCGUAAAUUUGCUUCAGUUCCCAACGUAAAGUUUGUAUAAUAACAGUGCCUGGUGUGAUUACUACCAACGUUUUCUUAUCGCGCGAAAGUUAACAAGGAUUUGUAUGGAAUCAAAUACAAAUAUGUACUAGAAAAUUGUGUUGUCACUGGAUAGCCCAUUUUUGAUUCAAUACAAAUCUUAGUUAACUUUCACGAAAAAGUUAAAUACGGAAACGUAGGUAGAAAAUCUUACACUAGGCAACUAGUAGUACCUACUUAAUCUACUACCUUAAAUUUAAUAACUUCAGGUCCAUUUUACUGUGUAUAUUCGAUAUUAGAAUUCAUUUAUGAACGUGCUCAAACCUCUUAGUAACGUUACUGGUGAUAUUUUAACGUAUUUUACAAUCAUAUUGCGUUGGGAGUCAAAGUUAAUUGGAACCUCAGCUUAGGAGUUACGUCUCAAUAUUACACUGUUAUAAUUAUGGCCAAAACGCAGUUAUUGAACAAUUAAAAAAACUAUUUUUAUUGCACAGAAAACUAUACUCUAAAUUGAGUCCAAAAUAGACAGCCUCGCCUCAGUUUGAUCGGAACUUUACUUCGAGAGAUAUGAGAGUAAAAUUUUGUGUGCAAAAGAAUCUGUACCAUAAACCGAUCCUAACGGAAAACUAGAUUUAAAGUUAACUAAUGUAGCAAAAUGUACUAUUUUGCAGUAUUUUUUAAAUUGUAAGAAAUAGGUUUUGUAUCUUUAACGAUGUAAGUGUAACUACUUUUUACGAUUUUGUCGCCAUUUUUGUUUUUUAUCGAUUGUAAAGGUGACUGGUUUUAGCGCACACGGUGACGUGGCACAGCGCAAAUGUCAUCUUAUAGUAUAACUAAACUUCUAAGGCGAUGACAGCAUAACUUUGCCAUGACGGGUGCCCUGUCACCGUAUACGUUAAGUCAGGUUAAGCCUUAAUAAUUCUAUAUAUUUAAUGAUCUGUAGUAGGUGUGUCCGCCUUUAUUGUCUAUUGUAGGGAAAUUCGUUGGAGUUAAAAAAUUGAGCUUUAAAGCGUGCUGUUUUUAUUAGGGCGCAAUUACAUUGGACGAAAGAUAAGAUAGUUUAAAUUAGCCGGCCUAUAGAACGCGGGAAUUCCCCGCAGGCGGGGUACCGACCAAUGAAAUGCAUUCCCUAACAACCAAUGAAAAUAUUUCUUCGAAUUUUAGUCUUAGGGUGUGUUUUCAAAAUUUCCCGUAUUCCGUAAAUGUUUCUGCUCGAUCAAUAAAAAAUAGUUCCUGAAAUGCAAGCCAUGUUUUUCCCCGUGCUUGGAAGUCCCUGUCAUCAUCGAUAGCCUAUGACAGUCCACUGCUGAACUAAAGGCCUCUCCCAAAGGGAGGGUUUGCCCGUAAUCACCACGCAGAUGGGCAGGUUGGUUCAUAUCAAUGAAUAUACAUAUUUCCUGAAAUGAAGACAUGGUAUGCGAUUUACAAAUCCUCUGAAAGCUUUUCCUAUCGUCCAAUUGAACGCGCCCUUAUAGAAAACAACCAAAAUAUGGGCCUUUUACAGCAGGGACUGUACUUACUGAAUGUUGCCCUUUGCAAUAUUUUGGAGAAAAAGCCGUCAUAACUAAUGUACGGGUACAAAGUCUGCAUGCAUGCAUAAUUUACUUCAUUGGCUAUAUAAUAUGCAGUUUUAUAUCGCUUGCUAUUCUGAAUAACUGACCAAUUUAAUAAUUUACUUUCAUAAUAUAGCUAUUUUAUUGUCUUACCCUUGAACUUAAAAAAUGUAGUAACUACAAAUUCACAAAUAAUAUUUUAAUCUGUGACCCAAUGUCGACAAUAAUUUUCGUCGACCUCCCUGGCGCAAUGGUGCGAACUGAUCUUAUAAAGUGGGAGGUGUUAUGGUCGAUCCCAGCAUUUGGCAAUUUAUAGUCUAAUAGUAUAUUGUCUGUCCUUGUAAAAUCUGUCAUAACCUGACUGUUAUUCCACUAUCAUCUCGGACAGCACCACCACUUAAAACCAGGUGAAAGUGCAGUCAAGUGCUAGCCUUGAAUGCAGUAAAAAAAAAAAAUAAUCUUCCUUGGGAACAAGUAAAACAUGAACAACGAACUUGGUUUAUCUCUUCGCAGUGAAUUUUUUUUGGCUAUAUUGUGUCGCCAAUGAAGUUAAGGUAUAUUAGAUUUUAUCAAAUGUACAACAAUUAUUAUAAGGAAUAAAAAAUUGCGAUAAAAUACU
Molecule: messenger RNA, 4230 nt
Organism: Pararge aegeria (speckled wood butterfly)
Lineage: Eukaryota; Metazoa; Arthropoda; Insecta; Lepidoptera; Nymphalidae
Gene: Art1
Product: protein arginine N-methyltransferase 1
Exons: 8
Coding region: 308-1378 (356 amino acids)
Biological process (GO): peptidyl-arginine methylation
Cellular component (GO): nucleus
Molecular function (GO): protein-arginine N-methyltransferase activity
Source: RefSeq, a predicted model, not a curated record